ACUGAUGGGAUCCUUGGGCUGGUUUUGUUUCGCACACCUGGCAACCCUGCUAAAGCUAAAAUUGAGCAUUUAAACCAUCUUGAAAGAAGGGCUAAUAUGGAAUAUUUUCGACGUAUGUGAGAUUUAAAACCGAUUUACAGAGAUUACGGACAAUAACCUAAUCCAGAGUUCAAAUACGAAUGUAAUGAAACGCAUUAUAUGUCCCGGUUUGUUAUUAGUUAUAGUCUAUUGUGUUGACAGCGAGUUGUUUUUACAGGCUCUAUGAGUGAGUGUGUAGCUCUGUGUGAUCAAGAUUUCAUUCCAAGGCUUAAUGUUAUUAAAAACCGUGUUUCUUUUCUAAUCUCUGGUACACAUUUCACAACAGAAAACCAAUGAAGGUUAGCAAUAGUCCCAUCAUCCUCUAAGAAGAGAAACUGCUCAUCUGUGACACACUAUGGCAAAGACCGAGUUGGUUGAAGUGGAGAUUGAUGACAUGAGUGAUCCACAAACAUCCCGAAACAAUUAUGAUGAAGAAACUGAGGAAGAAACAGAUCGGAUGGAAGUGAAAGAGCAAAGACAAGAACUAAGCGAGGAGGAGGAGGAGGAGGAGGAGGAACAUCGCAACUUCAAAACUCGAAAAAGAAAAUCCAACAAGCAGCAGCACAUUUGCUCACAUUGUGGAAAGAGUUUCAAAUAUAAAUCAGGUCUCAAGAAUCAUCUGUGGUGCCACUCUGCAGAAAAGCCGUUUAACUGUGAUCAGUGUGGUAAAAAGUAUAUUUCUUUAUCAAAUCUAAAUCUUCACCUGAAAGUUCAUUCGGAUGAGAAGCCUUACGCGUGUUCUGUGUGUGGAAAGAGUUUCUCUCGACUGGACUGUUGUAAACAGCAUCAGAAAAUACACGAUGAAGUGAGAGAUCACGUGUGUUGUGAGUGUGGAAACAGCUUUACUACAGCUGGCCAGCUGAAACAGCAUCAAGUAGUUCACACUGGAGAAAAACCUUAUAAGUGCUCAUAUUGUGACAAGAGCUUCGCUCAACGUGGAAACCUGAAAUCACACGAGCGAGUUCACACUGGAGAGAAGCCGUACCAAUGCAAUCAGUGUGGAGAGAGUUUCAAAUAUUCAAAUUUUCUCAAUGAUCACAUGCGUGUUCACUCUGGACUAGAGCCAUUCAUCUGUGAUCAGUGUGGCAAAGAGUUUCAUGCAUCCUCAAAUCUGAAAACACACCUGAAAAUCCAUUCAAAUGAGCGGCCUUAUGUGUGUCCUUACUGUGGGAAGAGCUUUUCAGCGUUGGUCUGUUGCCAACGGCACCAGAAAAUCCACACUGGUGAGAAAGAUUACCUGUGUAGUGAGUGUGGGAAGGGCUUUACUACACUCGCCCAACUGAAAUGCCACCAAAAAAUUCAUACUGGAGAAAAACCGUACAAGUGCACGUAUUGCGACAAGACCUUCACUCUGUCUUCACAACAGAAAUCACACGAACGAAUUCAUACGGGAGAGAAGCCGUACAGCUGUACUCAGUGUGGAGAGAAGUUCAGACAUCCAAACUCUGUAGUUAAUCAUAUGAAAAAGCAUUUUCCACCAAGUCUAUCCACUUAGUUCGUUUCCUGGUGCUUUGUAGAAAUGACACAUAUUUAUACAUUUAGAUCUUAAAGUAAUUGCAUUGUUUCUGCAUGCAAUUAAAAUUGAGGGUGGUGCAAAACAACAUAAAGAAAAUCAAAACACAGCAACUGGCAACGAAACAGGUGACACUGAAGAAUAAACAUAGGAAAGUCAAUAAAGUAUGAGUGUUGUGGCCACAUACAGUGUAAGCAUUAUUCUGUGGCACUGUGAGAUCCUGUGUUUUAAUUAAAUAAUGUGUGAUUCAGAUAAAGUUAAUGUGUUAGUUACAGUAAACUUUAAUUCCUGUAAAAUCUUUCUUUUUAGAUUGCCUUUUUUAUGAUGAAUCGCUUCUUUUAUUCCUCAUUUGUAAGUCGCUUUGCUUAAAAGCGUCUGCUAAAUGAAUAAAUGUAAGCUUUAUAACACAAUAAUUGUGAAGAUUUUUAUUCUGUUAUGUUGGGGGACAAUAAAAGUUUUGAAUCACUUGAA
Messenger RNA from Carassius auratus (goldfish), 2062 nucleotides. RefSeq names its product zinc finger protein 501-like. NCBI's taxonomy places the organism in Eukaryota, Metazoa, Chordata, Actinopteri, Cypriniformes, Cyprinidae. The record is from RefSeq and is a predicted model, not a curated record. Gene Ontology annotation, biological process: regulation of gene expression. The coding region runs from base 434 to 1573 and encodes 379 amino acids. The transcript has 3 exons. Gene Ontology annotation, cellular component: nucleus.